This is a messenger RNA of Glarea lozoyensis ATCC 20868, 2217 nucleotides long. RefSeq names its product MFS general substrate transporter. The record is from RefSeq and is a predicted model, not a curated record. The transcript is spliced from 6 exons. Bases 1 to 2217 code for a protein of 738 amino acids. NCBI's taxonomy places the organism in Eukaryota, Fungi, Ascomycota, Leotiomycetes, Helotiales, Helotiaceae. Gene Ontology annotation, molecular function: carbohydrate:proton symporter activity. Gene Ontology annotation, biological process: carbohydrate transport; transmembrane transport. Gene Ontology annotation, cellular component: membrane.
AUGGGGUUGAGUUCGAGCUCUACCGAAAAACAAAGAGGUGGCUCACCGACCUUCAUCAUUUCUUCUUCUUCCUCUUCCCGCCGCCCUGCGAAUAUCCCUCUGAGAACCUUAUCGUCCCAACCCUCCCGGACGGACGAGCAUACGGCCUCUUUACUGGGCACCCACUCAGACGAAAAGCAGGGCCGCCGGUCUUCACUCUCGCGGUCCUCUUCGGAUUCAGACUUUGGAUCUUGGAGUGAUACUGGUGAUCUGGCAGAGCAGUUGGCAGACGAGGAUCCUUUGCACAUCCGAUUAAGAGCAUCCCUUGACGAGCAAGUGUUUGGAGCAUCAUCGAGACGACCGGCUCGGCAUAAGAAGGUCCACUACUCGGAAGAUAUCGACGACGGUCGAGAGAAAGGCCAGCGAUCUGGAGUCGUUAAAGAGGAGAUUGAGAUUCCUGCUUCCGCGGCGCGCCGUAUCAGCAAGGCCGAACACUGGAUUGCCGCAAUCAUGUCUGGAGGAGAAAGGCAGAUGCACGGCCUGACCGGCAAGCCAUUAGUAUAUUUCACGAGCAUAUUUGUAUCACUAGGUGUUUUCUUAUUUGGCUAUGAUCAGGGAGUCAUGUCGGGUAUAAUAACAGGUCCUUUUUUCAAAGACUAUUUCAACCAACCCACUCGGGGAGAGAUUGGUACAAUGGUUGCCAUACUUGAAGUUGGCGCUUUCAUGUCCUCUCUUGUAGUCGGGAGAGUCGGAGACAUUAUUGGACGACGGAAGACCAUUCUCUAUGGCUCUUGUAUCUUCUUCGUGGGAGGCGCCCUUCAAAGCUUUUCCACCGGCAUGCCAAUGAUGAUGUUGGGCAGAAUUAUUGCUGGGGUUGGAGUCGGCAUGUUGUCAACCAUCGUUCCAGUUUACCAAUCCGAAAUUUCUCCACCUCAUAAUCGUGGCAAGCUAGCAUGUAUUGAAUUCUCCGGCAACAUCACUGGAUAUGCAACAUCCGUUUGGGUCGAUUAUUUCUGCAGUUACAUCCAAAGCGACUAUUCGUGGAGAGUCCCUCUAUUGAUGCAAUGUGUGAUGGGUGCCUUACUUGGAGUCGGUAGCUUGAUCAUUGUGGAAUCACCUCGAUGGUUGUUGGACAACGAUCAUGACGAAGAAGGUAUUGUUGUCAUUGCCAACCUCUAUGGCGGUGGAGAUAUCCACAAUCCUAAAGCCAGAGAUGAAUACCGCGAAAUCAAGAUGGAUGUCCUCCUACAACGUCAAGAAGGUGAAAAAUCCUACAGAGAUAUGUUCCGCAGAUAUCGUACACGAGUAUUCAUUGCCAUGUCUGCUCAAGCUUUUGCCCAGCUCAACGGGAUCAACGUCAUUUCUUAUUACGCGCCCUACGUCUUUGAAUCGGCGGGCUGGAAGGGUCGUGAUGCAAUUCUGAUGACUGGUAUCAACGGUAUCACAUACCUGAUGUCCUCCGUACCGCCCUGGUAUCUCGUCGAUCGAUGGGGACGUAGAUUUAUUCUCCUCAGCGGUGCCGUGGCGAUGGUUCUGUCACUCUCUUCGAUUUCGUACUUCCUUUACCUAGAUAUCCGCUCGACGCCAACACUUGUUGUCAUCUUUGUUAUGAUUUACAACGCUGCAUUUGGAUACAGCUGGGGUCCAAUACCCUGGUUGUAUCCUCCAGAAAUUCUGCCUUUGAGCAUUCGUUCUAAGGGAGCUAGUUUGUCUACGGCUACUAACUGGGCAUUUAACUGGCUUGUUGGUGAGAUGACUCCUGUCCUACAAGUAUGGAUCACGUGGCGACUAUAUCUACUGCAUGCCUUUUUCUGCGCUACAAGUUUCGUUGUUGUUUAUUUCAUUUAUCCGGAAACCGCAGGUGUCAGAUUAGAGGAUAUGGACACGCUAUUCGGCGAUGCCACUACUGCGAUGCCGACUCCUAUCACCAGAGCCGAAACUGGAUCAUUACUAGGCGCAAGCUCUCCAGUACCUUCAAUGGAUCUCAGAAGAGGAGUAGGAGGCUUUGGCCGAUCGCCUGGAAUUUCCAGCGGUCUAGGACCCGCAAAUGCUAUUCCAGGUCUUGAUAUUGACCCUCCUCAUGUGGCAAUCCGGAACGGAAAACCGCAGUAUGCUGCUGACGAAGAAGGGGGUGAAGGUGUUGGAGGAUGGAUUUCGCGGAUGGUCACUCGAAACAAAGGUGACGGCGAUAGUGUGAAGAGUGGUUCAUACAAACCACUGGAUCAAGAGGAGGAGUAA